UAUGGUGUAGGGACGUCCCAAGGAUCCCGGAUAGCGGUUUUCACUCACUAUCACAGAGUAAUAAACGCCGCCUAUUUAUACAUUUUCUCAUCUUAAAAUGUGACUUUAAACCUAACCACACUGCUAACAUUAUGCCUAACCUUGAAUUACGACCAAAAAGCAAAUGAUUGUUUUCAAUAAUUUUUACGUAUAGCUAAUUUUGACUUUGUGGCAACUAGUGGAAACCGCAGCCAGGCCAGCGUCUUCAGAGAGAAGGCAGUUUUCUUGGAGAAGAAGGAGAGCGAGGACAUGUCCUAGAUAACUUCUGUCCACCCUGGAGGCAGCGCUCAGCUUUAUUAUCAUGUGAGCAUCAGCACAUAUCACAGGAGAAGCGGGCAAAGUGUCAGGGACAUUACAAAAGCUAGCUGGCUAACCAGUCGUGGUUGUGACGUUUGAAGGGCAAAAUGAGUCGGGAGAGGGAAACGUUGUUGGACGAAAUUGAACUGAGUUUAUAUAAUUUAACUGAGGACAAUUUACAUUACUUGUGCGAACGUUGUGGAAUAGGGGGCAAGGAUGGAUCAGAAGUCAAAGGAAAGAGUCAACGCUCAUUGCGGCGUAUAGUAGGGGAGUAUUGUGAAAAUGUAAUUCUAAUGGAUUCAGAGGACCAGGGAAUCUCUCAGCUACUCCAACUGAAAGAAGACAUCAAAGGACUACAGAAAGAUGCUAGCAGUGUGCCUACAAGUCCCAGCCAGUCAGCAACAGUGGAGGUGGACAGUUCACAAGCAAGCUGCAAUGGUGAACAGAAUGAGGAGGGAGGGGCUUGGUUACCCAACAACAGGCAGUUGGCAGAUCCAGCUCCAGAGUGGCUCAUUAUACCACAGCAGAGGGAGUCACUGGGUCCUGAUUGUGACAGUGGAGCCCAGUCGGUACAGCAGGAUGCAACAGUGCUGCUGGAGGACUGCAGGUUUAUGCUCGGGCAAAGAUUCAACGUCAAAGUGGAAAAGGAGGAGGAUGUGAUUUCGGUCUUUGCCAAUGCAGGAGUGUGUCCUGAGUCCUCAGACUCAUCAGUGGAGGCAUUGUCUACAUCAGGCGAUCAGCAACACCAGGAAGUUGACAAAGGAAAGAGAUCUCACCGCAGCCCUCAACGUAAGAAGAGCUCCACAAAACAAUCACACCCUCAACGACACAUGCAGACACAGUCUGGAAAGACGUCUUCCCACUGUUCAGAUAGCGAUGAAGGUUUCUCUUCUGUGAGUUCUUACCAAUGCCCUGAAUGUAAGAAGAGAUUCUCUAGCAAUGCAGGUCUUCAAAAACACAUGCGAAUACAUAGUGGUGAGAGGCCUUUCCAGUGCUCAAAGUGUGACAAGAGUUUCAUAAAUAGUUCAAAUCUUUAUCAACACCUGCCAGUGCACUCUGGAGAGAAGCCUCACCACUGCUCUGACUGUGGGCGAACUUUCUCUACAGCGCGGUAUUUAACUAAACACAAGCGGCUACAUUCAGGGAUUAAGCCUUUCUGUUGCCAUCAGUGUGACAAGAGGUUCAUCAGAUCAGACCAGUUAAAAGUUCAUAUGAUGGCACAUACUGGGGAGCGGCCUUACCAAUGUGGUCAAUGUGAGAAAAGUUUUAAAAUGAAGUCAAAUCUUAAAGACCACCUGUUAUUACACGAGGUAGAGAUGUCUCACCACAGCCCUGACUGUGAUCAAAGUUUCUCCAUUGUAGAAACUUUAAAGGAACACUUGCGGUUACACACGGGAGAGAAACCUUUCCACUGUCUGCAAUGUGACAAGAGGUACAAUAGGUCAGAUGAGUUAAAAGAUCAUAUGAUGACUCAUACUGAGGAGCAGCCUGAUAGUUCUGCUAAUAGGUCACCAAGUUCCAGACACGUAGAACAAGAAUGUCAGGAAAUAUCACAUGCGGUCGAAAAAAGUUCAGAUCUUAUUCAACACCUGCAAGUAAAUUCUGGAGAGAAGCCUUUCCACUGUCUGCAUUGCGAGAAUAGGUACAGUACUUCAGAGGAGUUGAAAGAACAUAUGAAGACUCAUGCUGAGGAGCAGCCUGAUUCUGAGAAUAGAUCAAGUUCCAGAAAUGUAGAAAAACAAUGUCAAGAGAUGGCCCAUACUGUCGAAAAACCUGACCGUAGGCUUGACUGUGGAACAGAAUUUGGUCAACAAGACAACCUGACAGAACACCAGCAAACACACACUGGGGAAAACCCAACACACCCUAGGAAAAAGCCUCACCACUGCCCUGAAUGUGGGAAAAAAUACCAUAGUGCUUCACAUUUCAAAGAACACCUACGUUCACACACUGGUGAGAGACCUUACCAGUGUUCUCAGUGUGCGAAGACUUUCACAAAACAAAUACAUCUUAAGCGGCAUGUGUACUCACACACUGGAGAGAAACUUUACCAUUGUGAAAAUUGCAAUUUAUAUUUCCUAAAUGCAAUGGAAUUGAAAAGACACAAGCACACUGGAAAGAAUCCUCACCAAUGCUCUGUCUGUAGUGUUCGUUUCCCUUUAUUAGAAGAUCUAAAAGCACAUGAAAGGAUUCACACAGAAGAGAAUCCUCACCACUGCUCUGACUGCGGGCGAAAUUUUUCUACAGCAGGUUGUUUAAAGAAACACAAGCUGUUACAUUCAGGAGAGAAACCUUUCCACUGCAAACAGUGUGAUAAACGGUACACCAGAGCUGACCAGUUAAAAGAUCAUUUGAAAAUACAUUCUGAUGAGAAGCCUUACCAAUGCCCUGUUUGUGAGAAGAAAUUCCAUGAUUCUAGCAAAUUAAAAGUUCACCAGAGAGCAGUGCAUACAGCAUCUUCUUACAUUUGCUCUGACUGUGGAAAGAGCUUUACUCUGCUGGGCAACCUUAACGCCCACCAGCGAACUCACACUGGGGAAAAGCCUCACCAGUGCCCCAUCUGUGAAAAGAGAUACUCAAAACGAUCACAUCUUAAAGAACAUGUGCGUAUACACACUGGUGAGAAACCUUACCAGUGCUCUCAGUGUGAAAAGACUUUCACAACACAAACAGGUCUUAACCAUCACCUGUAUACACACACAGGAGAGAAGCCCCGUCACCACUGUCCAGACUGUAACGAAAGUUUUAAAUCUUGGAGACCCUUUAAGAGACAUAGACAACAACACACUGGAGAGAAGCCUCACCUGUGCGCUAACUGUGGUCUUACCUUCCUUAUAGAAGAAGAUCUAAAAGCACACGAAAGGACUCACACUGGAGAGAAGCCUCACCACUGUUCUGACUGCGGGAAAGGUUUCUCUUCAGAAGGGAAUUUGAAAAAACACAAGCGGUUACAUACUGGAGAGAAGCCUUUUCACUGUAAGCAUUGUGAUGAGAAGUUCACAAGAUCAGAUCGGUUGAAAGUUCAUAUGAUGUCACAUAAUGGAGAGAAACCGUACCAAUGUCCUGAAUGUGAGAAAAGCUACAAUAAUUCCACGCAAUUGAAAAAUCAUCAGAGAAUAAUACAUAGACAAGAAAAACCGUACCUUUGCUCUGACUGUGGAAAGAGCUUUGGUAAACUAGGCAACCUUACAGACCACCAGCGAAUGCACACUGGGGAAAAGCCUUAUGUCUGCCCUGAGUGUGGGAAACAGUUUAGCCACGGAAAACACUUAAAGAUACAUCAGCGGGAACAUACCGGAGAAAAACCGUAUCAAUGUCCUGACUGUGAGAAAUGUUUCACCCGGGUAGAUUAUCUAAAAACACACCAGGUUACGCAUAGGCCUCCUCACAUGCGCUCUACUGGAGAUAAACCCUAUCGCUGCUCUGACUGUGGGAAGCGUUUCAGGCAGAUUUCUGGCCUUCGAGUACAUCAGCAAACCCACACUGGAGAGUCUCCUUAUGACUGUACUGGAUAUGAAAAGAGUUUUGUAAACCUGUAAAAUCUAAAGAUACACAAGUGCAUACUGGUGAGAAGCCAUACCACUGCUUUGACUAUGUGAUUAAUGCAAUUGGGAACCUUUGAGACACCAGGUCACAAAACACAAUCAUUGUCCUAUCUGAAUAGCCUCGUAUGAUGGCCUGAACAUGGAUAAGGAGUGGUAAUUAUUACUAUACUACCAUAUUUAGACUUUUGCUUUGCUACCAUGCUUAGAUCACAUUUGUAGUUGGCAUGUGAAUAUACUGUUUAGUUAAAAUAGGAUGAUGUGCAAUCACAAUCGAUAAGCUACCAGUCUCUUACUCAAUUGUAACUUGUUUUGUCUUGAAGUGGUUUAAAUGUCUGUUUGGUCAAUUAUUCCGAUGUCAGAUAAUAAAGAUAAUUUUCCUUGUAUUAUAGGGACAGAUCUA
Messenger RNA from Coregonus clupeaformis (lake whitefish), 4281 nucleotides. RefSeq names its product zinc finger protein 271. Gene Ontology annotation, cellular component: nucleus. Bases 444 to 3875 code for a protein of 1143 amino acids. Lineage: Eukaryota; Metazoa; Chordata; Actinopteri; Salmoniformes; Salmonidae. The transcript has 3 exons. The record is from RefSeq and is a predicted model, not a curated record. Gene Ontology annotation, biological process: regulation of transcription by RNA polymerase II. Gene Ontology annotation, molecular function: RNA polymerase II transcription regulatory region sequence-specific DNA binding; DNA-binding transcription factor activity, RNA polymerase II-specific.